This is a messenger RNA of Lycium barbarum (goji berry), 762 nucleotides long. RefSeq lists its product as uncharacterized. NCBI's taxonomy places the organism in Eukaryota, Viridiplantae, Streptophyta, Magnoliopsida, Solanales, Solanaceae. The transcript has 3 exons. The record is from RefSeq and is a predicted model, not a curated record. The coding region runs from base 1 to 762 and encodes 253 amino acids.
AUGGUUAUUGAUGACAAGAACCAAAAAGUAGUUGCCAUCGAUCAAGUAUACAAGGAUAAAGAUACAUUAAAAGUUGUGAUGGUGAAUUAUGCAAUUACGAACAGGUUCAACUAUCGGACAGAAAGGAGCAAUGUAAUAAGCUACACUCUUGUGUGCGUAUCAGGAGAGUGUGAUUGGAAAUUCAAGGCGUCAAGUGUCGGUAAGUCAGGAAUGUUUAGAGUUAGGGAGUUUCAAGACAAACAUACAUGUCCAUUAAAGGAAAAGGUUUAUUUCCAAUGCCAAGCUACAAGUCGGUUGAUAAGUGGGAUUGUCAAACCAAAAAUAUCAAAUCAUAAGAGGAAAUAUACGCCUAAAGACAUUGCGGAGGACGUCAAAUAUGAUUUUGGAAUGGAUGUGUCGUACAUGGUUGCUUGGCGGGCCAAAGAAAGGGCGAUGAACGAUUUAAUGGGUGAACCGGCUGAAUCUUAUAAAAGACUACCUGGAUAUCUAUACAUAUUGGAUAAGACUUACCCGGGUUCACAUAUUAGAAUGCUUAAAACCCGCGAAAAUGAAUUUCUGUAUGUUUUUAUAGCACUAUAUGCAUUUAUCAAAGGCUUUGAUUAUUGUCAGCCAAUUGUGGUGGUUGAUGGAAGCCACUUAAAAACACCAUACAAUGGAACAUUUGUCUCGGCAAGCACAUUAGACGGUGCAGGCAACAUACUUCCCUUAGCAUAUGGUGUGAUUGAUUCUGAGAAUGACAGAUCAUGGACGUGGUUUUUUUAG